AUGCCUAAUCCCGCAAAGCGGAUGACCGCAAACCCAGCCAAACCCGUUGCAAGGUAUCGUCCAGGAAAACCAGUUGCGGAGCAAGAAUCAUCUGACGAGGAAGAAGAAUCCGUGGAGGAACAGCAACAAACACAACAACGAAAGCCUCAACCAGCGAGACCACAACCUAUAAGACCUCAAGCUGCAGUAGAAGAGGAAAGUGAAGAUGACGACGAAGAGGGAUUUGUGACGGAGCUAGAAGAUGGAGAUGGAGAUGAAGACGCGUCCCCCAAAUCACCACAACAGCCAAUAAAGCACUCAUCCACUGCUUCAAUACCACCGCCCAUCAAGCGAGGAGAAACAAGUGCAGAAUCUGAAGAAGAGGACGAAUCAACAGAAGAGGAAGAAGAGAGUUCGUCCGAAGACGAAGAACCGCAGCGAAAGUUCCAACGUCCGACGUUCAUCAAAAAAUCAGACCGCAAACAAUCAUCCGCAAACACCUCCGCAGACUCUGUAAAUGGGGCCCCUAUGAGCUCUAGCGCCGACCCCGAAAGUGACAGGCAAUCCCGCCGCCUCGCCCAAACAGACCUUAUGAUCAAAGAUAAACUGGAACGCGACGCCCUGGCACGUGCUCAGGGAAAGAAAGCAUGGGAUGAUGACGAUGAAAUCCUACCCGAGUCCAUGGUCGAUGAUACCGACGGCCUGGACCCAGAAGCCGAAUAUGCAGCUUGGAAAGUGCGGGAGUUGAAGCGGUUGAAGCGCGACCGCGAAGCCUUGAUUGCCCGGGAGAAGGAACUCGAAGAGAUUGAGCGGCGUCGCAACCUGACGGCUGAGGAGCGCGAGAAAGAAGACAAAGAGUUCAUCGACAAACAACGGCGGGACCACGAGGAUAACCGGACUGAGGCCCAGUUCCUUGCUCGCUACCACCAUAGUGGCGCGUUCUUUCAAGGCGACGAGACCGCGGACCAUCUCAAGCGGCGGAACAUUAUGGGGGCACGCUUUGAAGACGACGUCCUCGACAAAUCUACAUUGCCGGAGUACAUGCAGCUGCGGGACAUGACAAAACUAGGUAAGAAAGGCAGGACAAGGCACAGAGAUCUCAAGGGCGAAGACACUGGACGAUUCGGCGAGGAUGUGAAGAGGUGGCGUGGCAGUGGUGGUGCUGGCGGCUUUGGGAAUGGCCAGGAUGGCGCUGCUUCGAAUUUUGAUACAAGAGGUCUCGACGAGAGAUUCCUCCCUGAUGACCAAAGGGGAGGGGGCGCAAGUGGACCAACAGGCGCCAAUGCGAGCGCUGUUGCCCCGAGACAAGAUAGGAAUAGGGAUAGAGUCAGAGACAGAGAGAGGGAUUCAUAUCGAGAUAGUGAAUAUGAAAGGAAUCGGGAUCGUGACCGUGAUAGGAGGAAACGAUUCUACUCGCGCUCACGGACUCGGUCGCGGUCUCCGCGCAGACGGAAAACGGAUUGGGAAUCUCGAGAUGAGUAUCAUGCCAGAGAUCGUGAUCGUGAUCGAGAGGGCGAAAGACACCAUGGGGUUAAGUCAUACUGA
Messenger RNA from Rhinocladiella mackenziei CBS 650.93, 1524 nucleotides. RefSeq lists its product as uncharacterized. Lineage: Eukaryota; Fungi; Ascomycota; Eurotiomycetes; Chaetothyriales; Herpotrichiellaceae. The transcript has a single exon. The record is from RefSeq and is a predicted model, not a curated record. Bases 1 to 1524 code for a protein of 507 amino acids. Gene Ontology annotation, molecular function: RNA binding. Gene Ontology annotation, biological process: mRNA splicing, via spliceosome. Gene Ontology annotation, cellular component: U2-type spliceosomal complex.